AUAAUGCUUCGCGCAGGGUUCGCUCGCGAAGUAGGCUUAUUAUGGCACCGCAUCAACAUCUUUGUAACUAUUAUAUACCGACAGUCUCCUUGCCCUUGUCUCCCACUGAACACCCUGCAUUGGGGCAACAUAGGUCAUGGAACACACAGCAGUAAGCCUCCCACAAUACCCGCACCAAUAUAUCGACAUGCUGCCCCAUCUGGACCUUGGCCAUGGAUGGACCUCGAGUCGGACAUUGCUUUAGAAACGGAACUUGUUCCCUCACCAAGACAGUCGGUGGAACGAUGGAAAUGGAGGGGAUAUCCUCAAAACCUGUUCGGGAACUGGGCCGCCGAUCGAGUUGCACGGUCUAAGCUGGUUGAAAAUUGUUCCAGGGAGCCUCGAGAAAAAUGUAGAAUCUAUUAUGUCGAUGUACUUGAAUCUGGAGACUUCAAGUCGACCAGCGACACCGAUCCACCUAUCGAGGUUGAUGAAAGCGCCUUAAGUCAGCUUUGGGAUCAGUUGCAGAUAGAGCCAACAGGUCUUCGUCUCCGGGUGUUGCUCGUGGACAACAUGAAACAUCCCGUACUUCAGAUGCUGGGAACGAGGUAUAACAUCGAACCGUGCUUUUUCUCGUCAUCGUUAAACUGGAUCCCUUCUCGAUACCAAGAAGAAGUUGCCAAGAAAAAAGAAGAUCACAUUACGGUAACGCUACUUUUUCUACGCACGGCACCAUGGGACAAGCCCGCGGCGCCCUCGCAAAAUGAGCGCGUUUCCUGCGGUGAAAAAGCUACAGACACGCAGGAGUCGCUCCGUCUUCGCUCCGUCCACUCCGAGUCGCUAGCAGAAAAGUACCUUCUUCAAGACCUGCUCGCUCUACACAUGAUAAGAUCAUCCGACCCCAGUGGUAGUACUAUUAUAUCUUACCACCCAAGUGCUCAGUGGAAUAGGACAACCGCAGAGCGACUGAAAAAUCUAGUCCACAAAGUGGGAGAGAGCGUGUAUUGGCAGAAGAUAUUCGAACAGUCUAAGGAUCCAACAUUCUUCUUCUUGGCUAUCCUUUGGUAUGCGCUUUAUGCCUGGGACGAAUCUCUGGACCAUCUGUACACCCACACGAACUGGCUGGAAACAAAUGGACUAUCGACAAAUGAUAACAACCUCACGACUGAGUUGCACACUAUCCAGGCUCAGCUCCUCCAUUAUGCUUCACUUCUCGAGGAUUUCCGUAAAUCUGUGACCUUCGUCAGGAACACGCCAAGUCCCGUUCUGGAGUCCUCUAAAUUCACUGACCAGGCAAGAAGGGACACGAAUAAACUGAUGCGCAAGGAAUGCGAUAACCUCCUUUCGGAAAUUGACAGGCUAGGUUUCCAAUUGAAAAAUAUCACUGAGCUUGCUAGAGCGACCGUGAACUUCGUUGAUAGUCGACGGAUGCAAGAUUUGACGAUAGCAACGGUCCGUGAUUCGGCCGCUAUGAAACAGAUUUCCUACCUGACAAUGAUUUUCCUCCCUGCCAGCUUCGUUGCGGGAGUAUUUGGUAUGAAUGUCAAGGAAAUUACCAGUGAUUCCACGGAAACCAUAUACCAUUACGCGGUGACUUCCGUCGUGUUUACUGUGCUUACUGCAUGGCUCGUAGUUGCGUUUCAGUCUCACUCUUCGUUGCACGAGCCAGGAUCUGGAUUUUGGCAGCGUCUUGCAUGGCCAUUUUCAUAUGUCAUAAGACACAUACUGCGGUUGCUCAGAAGCCAGCCUGGUGAACUUCCGUAGGCAGGAAUCUUUUGGUUUCGUCAUCUAUAUCAGCUUACAUUGCAGUACAAUAAUGGGACAAAUUGCUUUUUAGACGUAGAAUCGUGGACUUAUUCUUGGAUCCUUUAACGUUACUUGCAUGUGCUACAAGUUACUAUAUGUACUUAGAUGAACCCAGUCUCCUCGGCCCUGGAUUUGAACGCUGACGUCGAACUACGUACAGCGCUACACCCUGCAACGUUGAUGGUACUGAUUAGUAUUAGUAUUAGGUUCGUCCGAAGUCCUUCGGCGCAAUAGCAUCUCGGUUCUCUGGUACUCGGAACAAUGCAUGACACAGGUACUUGCAAAGCG
Messenger RNA from Suillus subalutaceus, 2073 nucleotides. Its product is annotated as cora-like Mg2+ transporter protein-domain-containing protein. Lineage: Eukaryota; Fungi; Basidiomycota; Agaricomycetes; Boletales; Suillaceae. Bases 4 to 1743 code for a protein of 579 amino acids. Gene Ontology annotation, biological process: metal ion transport; transmembrane transport. The record is from RefSeq and is a predicted model, not a curated record. The transcript has 12 exons. Gene Ontology annotation, molecular function: magnesium ion transmembrane transporter activity; cobalt ion transmembrane transporter activity; cobalt ion binding. Gene Ontology annotation, cellular component: membrane.